Molecule: messenger RNA, 2442 nt
Organism: Diatraea saccharalis (sugarcane borer)
Lineage: Eukaryota; Metazoa; Arthropoda; Insecta; Lepidoptera; Crambidae
Source: the annotation of a GenBank genome assembly
AUGCCGAACUCGCGGCCGCCGGAACCGAGCCGGCCUCCUCCUCCCGCGCGCCCUCCACCCGCCCCUCAAUAUCAUCCACCGCCGCAGCAGACUACCGCUACUUCUGGAGGUUUAUUUUCUUCCAUCAAGGGAGGCGCCGGAAGCUUCCUGAAAAAUUUAAAAGACACUUCAUCGAAAGUCAUGCAGACUGUUCAACAGUCUAUUGCGAGGACAGAUUUGGAUAUAUCGUAUAUAACUAGUCGUAUUAUUGUAAUGCCAUAUCCCUCUGAGGGCUUAGAGAGUGCCUACAAGACUAAUCAUAUUGAUGACGUGAAGGCUUAUUUAGAGAGUCGUCACCCGGGCGGUAAGUAUUGCGUGUAUAACGCUUGUCGCGGGUCACGCCUACAUUUUCCACGUCACGUGCUCGUCACGGACGCGUGUCGCACGCUGUGGCCGACGCCCGCCCACAGGGCACCGUUACUGGCCCCCUUUUACGCUCUACUGCAACAUAUGUACCAGUACCUUGGGAAGGAUGAGAAGAGUGCUGUUGUUAUUACGUGCCAGGAUGGCAAGGAUAUGUCUUGCGUAUUACUAUGCGGUUUGCUUUUGUACGCAAAAUUGGUGACCGUACCCGAAGAUGCUCUACAGAUAUUCGCUGUGAAACGGUCACCCAUUCACAUUUCGCCAGGACAACUUAGAUAUUUGUAUUACCUCUCUAAUAUUAUUAGGCAAAAUCCCAAACUUCCACAUUUCAGACCAGUGACUUUAGUUUCAUUGACCAUCCAACCAGUUCCUCUAUUCACCAAAGCGAGAGAUGGCUGUAGACCAUAUGUGGAAAUAUAUAAUGAGGAUAGAUUAGUACUGUCGACGCUGCAAGAUUAUGACAGAUUGCAUAUGUACACAAUUGCCGAAGGGAAGGUAUCGUUGCCGUUGGACACGACUAUUGCGGGCGACGUGUGUGUGUGCGUGUAUCACGCGCGGCAACACCUCGGCCGCACUCACGCUGUGCCGCUGCUCUCCCUGCACUUCCACACCGGAUUCCUGCCACCUGACCACCACGCCAUCAAAUUCCACAGGUCAGAAAUAGACGGCAUAAAUGAAACGCAACCGGUGAACGACCAUUUCUCAGCUAACACAACAGCCGUCAUCAGUUUGGUUGUACAGAACGGUGAGAGACGCAAACCCCGCAGCGAUCUUUGGGAAGAUGACCAUUCGUACCCAGUGCGCACUCCAGACGUACUGUUUUCCACCGACCUGGAGAAAUAUGAGACCAUAGACAACUUUGUGACGGUAGACAACCACGUCCCUCAAGAAGUGGAAAAACAGCCGCCCAGUCGGCCUCCGCCCCCUAGACCGGAAGCCCCGGCCCCUACAGCGGACUUCCUCAAUCUGGCCAACCAGAAGGAAAACGCAGACAAAGUCGAAGGAAAGAAACUCAAGAGCGAAGACUCUUUCGAUUUCUUCGGCAUGAUGGAGAAAAAGACUGAAGAAUUUGGCGACUUUUUAAGCGGAAAAAGCGCUAAUGAUGCACAGCAGCCGUUCUCUUCUGAAUCAAUAUUUGGAGAACUAGCGCCGCCUCCGACGGAGCCUUCUGAUAAACCAGUGGUCGGGUCCAGCGAUUUCAAUUUCGAUCCGUUCGGUCUGAACGAUCCACUACCCAAACAAGAUACUGUACUCACACCGCAGCUUAUCAAAGACGAUGGACGACCACAAAGCGUUCCUUUGGAGCAAGCGCAACCAACGAGAAAAGAUCCAUUCGACGACCUCGGUUUGCUCGGGGCUAACAUACCCGCGUCUGGGUCUAACGCACCCCAAGCCCAGGGGUCUGUACCCGUGGGGUCGAUGCCGCCUCCGAGUUCUGUGCCUGUGGGGUCGAUACCCCCCGGGUCGUUAGGAACGACCCCGUUAGUGACUCCCCGCGCAUCGCCAGCACACACUCCUGCCCAUCAAACCCAUACCCCGGCUAGAUCGCCCGCACACCAACCUGAUUACAAUCGCGCUCACUUCGAGCCAGCAAAAACGCCGGCCGAAGAAAAGCCGAAAAAGUCGACAGACGUAUUUGGCGACUUGUUAGGCAGCCAGGGUUACGACUUCGCAUCCAAACGAGACACCGGCAUCAAGACAUUGAAUGCCAUGCGUAAGGAAGAGAUGGCGAGAGACAUGGACCCGGAGAAACUGAAGAUACAUGAAUGGACGGAGGGCAAGAAGGCGAACAUUCGCGCGUUGUUAUGUUCCCUACACACUGUGGUGUGGGACGAGUGCCGUUGGACACGAUGUGACAUGUCGCAACUGGUCACACCGGCUGAUGUGAAACGGAACUACCGCAAGGCUUGUCUCGCGUGCCAUCCAGACAAGCAAAUGGGAACACCGAACGAGAACUUAGCAAAAAUGAUAUUUAUGGAACUGAACAACGCCUGGAGCGACUUUGAGAACGACGCUAAACAACAAAACUUGUUUCAAUAA